This is a messenger RNA of Vigna radiata var. radiata (mung bean), 1339 nucleotides long. RefSeq lists its product as uncharacterized. Gene Ontology annotation, molecular function: protein heterodimerization activity; DNA binding; structural constituent of chromatin. The transcript has 2 exons. NCBI's taxonomy places the organism in Eukaryota, Viridiplantae, Streptophyta, Magnoliopsida, Fabales, Fabaceae. Gene Ontology annotation, cellular component: nucleosome. The record is from RefSeq and is a predicted model, not a curated record. Gene Ontology annotation, biological process: nucleosome assembly. The coding region runs from base 102 to 1127 and encodes 341 amino acids.
GAGUUUCUUUAUUCACACCUUCAAUAGCUUCGUCAUUAAGCUUUCUGAAUCUCAAUCCGAAACCCUAAUUCUCUUCAAGAGUACCAACUUCUGCUCUAGAUAUGGCACCAAAGGCAGAGAAGAAGCCAGCAGAGAAGAAGCCUGCAGAGGAGAAGAAGUCCACAGUAGGAGACAAGGCUCCGGCGGAGAAGAAGCCUAAGGCAGGAAAGAAGCUUCCGAAGGAGGGAGGAGCUGGCGGUGACAAGAAGAAGAAGAGAAGCAAGAAGAGUGUGGAGACAUACAAGAUCUACAUCUUCAAGGUCUUGAAGCAGGUUCAUCCUGACAUUGGUAUCUCCAGCAAGGCCAUGGGCAUCAUGAACAGUUUCAUCAACGACAUCUUCGAGAAGCUUGCCCAGGAAUCUUCUAGACUUGCCCGUUACAACAAGAAACCCACCAUCACUUCAAGGGAAAUCCAAACUGCGGUCAGACUUGUAUUGCCUGGAGAAUUGGCCAAACAUGCCGUCUCUGAGGGUACCAAGGCUGUUACCAAGUUCACUAGUUCUUCCAAUCAGAAGACAAAACUUUCCCCUAUAUAUACAUUCCUCUUAAACUCAGAAAAUAUUCACAACAUCAUCUGCUCUCACCCCAAGCUUCUGAAAUCCCAAUUCGAAACCCUAAUUUAUUUCAGAGCUCAAAGUUCUGUCCUAGAUAUGGCACCAAAGGCAGAUAAGAAGCCAGCGGAGAAGAAGCCGGCGGAGGAGAAGAAGUCCACCGUAGGAGAGAAGGCUCCGGCUGAGAAAAAACCGAAGGCAGGGAAGAAGCUUCCGAAGGAAGGAGGAGCUGGUGACAAGAAGAAGAGACACAAGAAGAGUGUGGAGACAUACAAGAUCUACAUCUUCAAGGUUUUGAAGCAGGUUCACCCUGACAUUGGUAUCUCCAGCAAGGCCAUGGGCAUCAUGAACAGUUUCAUCAAUGACAUUUUCGAGAAGCUUGCCCAAGAAUCUUCUAGACUUGCCCGCUACAACAAGAAACCCACCAUCACUUCAAGGGAAAUCCAGACUGCGGUCAGGCUUGUGCUACCCGGAGAAUUGGCCAAACAUGCUGUCUCUGAGGGUACCAAGGCUGUUACAAAGUUCACCAGUUCUUAAACAAAUUAUCUGAUUCUUGAUCUGUGCUUUUGAUUCCCUAUGCUAGUUAGUUGUAUCUAGUUAAUCUAAAAUUCUGUUUCUAGAUUUGAAUCAUUAGAUUCUAGGAUUUAGUUUGCAUUGAAGAAAUUGGAUUGUGCAUAUCCUUUGUCUAUUGAAAUGAUAAAAUUGAUCCUGUAGAAGUGUUUCAAAAUCAACUCUGCAGUUUGUUCUAA